This is a messenger RNA of Lindgomyces ingoldianus, 915 nucleotides long. RefSeq lists its product as uncharacterized. The record is from RefSeq and is a predicted model, not a curated record. The coding region runs from base 1 to 915 and encodes 304 amino acids. The transcript is spliced from 4 exons. NCBI's taxonomy places the organism in Eukaryota, Fungi, Ascomycota, Dothideomycetes, Pleosporales, Lindgomycetaceae.
AUGGUGAGAUGGACCGAUGGGAAUGUGUGGGAUAGGGGCAAGCCAUUUUUUCAGAACCAUCAGUCAUAUAUAAUCCGUCGUCAUAUCUGCCUGCCGACUCCUUUUCGAGGUGACACACCAUCUGCUUUCUAUCUUGUCCCAUCAAACACCAAAUAUCCUCAGAACCCAACAGAAUGUUUCCUCCCUCGGUCUCCAGAGAAGCGCGCCACACCGCCUGCGCGCGGUGUCGAGAGCGAAAAGUACGCUGUGAUGGCGAAAAACCAGGAUGUCGACGCUGCCAACGUCACGGCCAAGAUUGUCGGUAUAUCAUGGGCAGGAAGCAGCGGAGACGUUCACAACUCAACCACCUGGUAUGAUAGUGUCAUGAUUGAGAAGUGGAGCGUUGCACUUUUGGCUGACUGUGAUGUAGGGAAGGUACUAGCGACAUCCACGUCAAUUCUAAAGGAGGAAACGGAUGGAGGCCAUGAGGUAUGUGGCCACGAGCAGGAAAUACCCUUCUUUCCCUAUCCCUCACCGACUCCGUACUAUAUCCCUGGAAUGGAACCUGUUUCGGAAACAUGCAACAGCCUCAACGACUCCGAUAUCUGGACCUCAGAGAUCUAUUCCACUCCGGUAGUAACUGACGACUGCUUGGAUCCGGAGCUUUUCAAAUCACCCCCAACAAUGAAUUCAACGCAUACCGGGCUGAAUCCCGCAGCCUAUCGUAACAUAAACACUCAAGGCCAUGAAGCGCUCUCCGCAUAUGGUCAAGUUCAGAAUCGGUUCGAUACAGCCAUUUCGAAUAUUUCGUCAGCCGCACCCCUUGCCCGUAUCAUAUCCCCAUCUCAGUCCCAUCUCCAUCGACUCACUAUUGAUAAUAUAGCUCUUUACCUUAUCCCACAAACUCAACGCAUACAGCGACUACUACUACCAUAG